AUGGCCCCGAGCACAAGAGGGAAGGAGCUCCCACCCAAUUCCUCCGACUAUAAUCUCGCACAGCAACUGUCAUUCCUCAGAUCAGCACGUUCCCUACUCCACAACCCAGAAGCCAAGCUCCUUCCAAUUCACACUCUUUUGCGCAUCCUUCGGGAGCGGGACGAUGCAAAAGACAUACUCACCAUCCAGCUUUUUGAUAUGCGCGCAAGGAAUGCCUUCUUCAAUACAUUUGUCGUCGGCUCGCAGACCCAGCCUUCCUCCUUGUGUAAAGGCCUGGAGCUUCACUGGUUUUCCGAAUUCCUUGUUCCUUAG
Messenger RNA from Parastagonospora nodorum SN15, 312 nucleotides. RefSeq lists its product as hypothetical. The record is from RefSeq and is a predicted model, not a curated record. The transcript is spliced from 2 exons. The coding region runs from base 1 to 312 and encodes 103 amino acids. Lineage: Eukaryota; Fungi; Ascomycota; Dothideomycetes; Pleosporales; Phaeosphaeriaceae.